Messenger RNA from Helobdella robusta, 492 nucleotides. RefSeq lists its product as hypothetical. Lineage: Eukaryota; Metazoa; Annelida; Clitellata; Rhynchobdellida; Glossiphoniidae. The record is from RefSeq and is a predicted model, not a curated record. The coding region runs from base 1 to 492 and encodes 163 amino acids. The transcript has 2 exons.
AUGUCAGUUAUAAAUUCAAAGAGACACCACCAUCCAAUCUUUCCAAUGACAAUCAUCUUCCUCGCCAUCUUCACCACCGUCACCUCUGGGGGAAGUCCUGAUAUUGGUGAAAAGUUCUGCGUAAAGUGCGAGUCCGCCAAUGGUUCAAAUGGCGUCUGCGAGAGCGCCAAAUUCGACUACGAUAAGCUCAUUACCGACGAUGUUGACGUCACGAAUUUUUAUAGCUCUGUCUCCUGUUAUAGUGGCUUCUGUUACACUUCUUUCACUAAAGUUAAUGAUCAUCUGUUAUCAGUUAAUCGUGACUGCGUUACGGAUAGUAAAGCGCUAGAAAAUGACUGCCUGGACACGACAGUUGACGUCAACACCACAAAAACUGAGUGCUGGUGUGAUUCUACAUUUUGCAACAAAUGCUCUUUCCCGCGCAGCACAUCUCUGAUUUUAUUAGUGUCUUUGUUUUUCAUUUCGUUUCAUUUCAUUUUAUUUUCAUUUUAA